UGUCAGCCUCCCGCUUGCCGUACUCGGCCCCGCCAUUGUUUGGUAGAUCUUGUUGCUAAGCGGGGGUUUGUCUGGAUGUCCGGUCUGCACAAACAGCAGAAAGAAACUUCUAACUUUUCUGUGGACUUUUAGGAAUUUUUUCAGCGGCAUAGAAAGCACGAAAGAGGGCAGACGUCAUUGCAAGACUACAAGAUGAAGUCAGACUACUGCAGCAUCAUCUUUGCCAGAAUGAAGUGGCCCAGGGCUUAAGAGAAGCUUGUUCUAUGACUGCACCAUCACAGAUUCGCUACAAGCCGAGAGAAGCUCCGCAUCUGCAUCUCUAGGAUGUACAAAGACUACAGAUCAAGCAGAGUCAAAGGACUCAACACUUUGCCCUUUGAUCCAGCAGCCAGCAACGACUGUCUCCAGUUCAGCAGUUCCAGCGGGCCUCUGGUGACUGAGUGUCCGCCUCUGGAAACCACUGCUGACACGAGCAAGAAAAGGAAGAGAGCCAGUCUGCCUCCAGAAGGGAUCUGUAACAUGACAAUGGACUCCAACGCAAUGACCAUGCCCCUGUCAGACCCCAACGCCUGGGCGACAGCCAUGAACAACCUGGGGAUGCCUCCUAUUGGUAUGACUGGGCAGCCACUGAUGCCAGAUUUUGACCCCAACCUCGGUAUGAUGGCUGGAAUUACCCCCAUGAACCCCCUGAUGCCCAGCCUUGGCAUGGUGCCUGCACCACUCUCCCAGGAUGUACCAGUUGUUAAGGAGAUCAUCCACUGCCAGAGCUGCACCCUGUUCCCCCCCAACCCCAACCUUCCCCCUCCAGCCACAAGAGACCGCCCUCCAGGGUGUAAAACGGUGUUUGUCGGUGGUCUGCCAGAAAACGCCACUGAGCAGCUCAUCAUGGAGGUCUUCGGACAGUGCGGUGACAUCACUGCCAUACGCAAAAGCAAGAAGAACUUCUGCCACAUCAGAUUUGCAGAAGAGUUCACUGUGGACAAAGCUCUUUUCUUGUCUGGUUACCGUAUUCGUUUGGGCUCCAGCACAGACAAAAAAGACACUGGUCGUCUCCAUGUGGACUUCGCUCAGGCCAGAGACGACUUGUAUGAGUGGGAAUGUCGCCAACGCAUGUUGGCCAGAGAGGAGAGGCACCGGCGCAAAAUGGAGGAGGAUCGCCUCCGGCCACCCUCUCCUCCUCCUAUCGUCCACUACUCCGAGCACGAGUGCAGCCAGCUGGGAGACAAGAUAAAAGAUGACGGCAAGUUUGCUGAAGCAGUGCGUGUGCUCUUGACCUGGCUGGAACGCGGUGAAGUCAACCGCAGGAACGCCAACAACUUCUACUCUAUGAUCCAGUCCUCAAACAGCCACAUCCGUCGGCUGAUGAGCGAGAAGAGUCAGCACGAAAAAGAGAUGGAAGAGGCCAAAGAAAAGUUCAAGACUGCUCUGGCUGGCAUACUGGCUCAAUUUGAACAGAUUGUGUCUGUAUUCCAAGCUGCUUCCAAACAAAAGGCAUGGGACCAUUUCUCCAAAGCUCAGCGCAAGAACCUGGACAUGUGGCGUAAACAAGCAGAGGAGAUUAGAAACAUGCACAAUGAGCAGCUGAUGGGCAUCAGGCGAGAGGAGGAGAUGGAGAUGUCUGACGAUGACAUGGAGGAUGCCCCUGACAGCAAGGACUCGGAGGACCCAGGUGUUUCCCAAGCAGAAGCCUUAAAGGAGGAGAACGACUCUCUGCGCUGCCAGUUGGACGCCUACAGGAACGAGGUGGAGCUGCUCAAACAGGAACAGGGCAAAAACCAACCAGUCCGAUGUGAGGAGGACAACGCGCAUUCUCUGCAGCUCGGCUUCCUACAGCAGGCUCUGCACGGCAUGCAGAAGCAACUGUUAAAAAUGAGGGAAGAAUUAAAGCAGCGGGAGGCAGAGCUGGAGAAGAGUUUGGAGGACAGGCAGCAGCUGAAGAACCAAGUCCAAACCCUGAAGGAAGGUCUCCAUAACCUGCAGAACACUGGUGUGAUGCAGCUGGAAAUGUCAAAGCAAGAUGACAAAGGCAGCGAGGAGAGCGCUAAUCAAACCAGUGUAAGUGGAAAAAGGUUAAGCCCUCCCCACUCUUCUCUAUAUUGUUCUGUCCUCAUCGUCUCUUCUCCCUCCUCCUCCUCCUCCUCCACAGACAAUCAUUUCUUCUUAGUGAAAACAGUGGUGUCGUGCAGUCAGGAGAAGGAGGGUCCUACAGAGAAGAAUCCACCUAGUCCCGUCCACUCCGAGAGAGAAGCUCUGCUAGUUGGGAUCAUUUCAACGUUCCUGCAUGUCCACCCAUUUGGGGCUAGCAUCGAGUACAUCUGCUCCUACCUCCAGCGUUUGGACACCAAGAUUAACCCAGGUGAAGUCGAGGCUCUUCUCUCUCGGUUGCCCUGCACCUUCAGACAGGAGCUGACCGGUGUCGGAGCAAGUCUGGAGAAACGCUGGAACUUCUGCGGCUUCCAGGGCAUCAAGAGCACAUAGAAUCUGCUGGUGACACUUCUGCGAUGUGGCAGAGAUGACAAACAGACAAAGCAACGCAGACACUGUAGAGAUGUGAAGGAAACAGUAUAAAGCCCACAAAUAUCAAAGUUGCCCGAUUGUACCUGACUGUACAAGGACACAGAAGACUGAGUCUCGGAUCAGAAGGAAUGUUACAUGAGCGUUUCAGGGACACUUUGUAGUCGGUAGCGAUGUAAAAUCACAGCAUUUCCAUGGUUACAUGAAUGUUGACACCAAACCACGGUGAAGUCUUCAUGAGGUUGAACUCUGUUUCUCAGUGUCUCUAUAACACGAUUUAGACAUAACGGCUGUCUGGGAGACACAGAGGAGCACUGGUUUCUGCAGUCACUGGAUUAUUAUAUAGUUGUCACUCACAUGGGCAGGGCAUUUGUUGGCUCUGUGUGCUGUAAGUGUUGGCCAGGACUACAGGGCACACCAGGGAGGCUUACCAGGGUCUAACUGAACACUUCAAAACUCUUGAGAACCUUUUGGCCUCCAUGAAUUCUGUUUUUGCUGUUUCUGGUUUGUAACAUAUAUCAAAAUGAAUAUAUUUCUUCAUUUUCUGUAAAGGCUGUUAACAGUUACAUAGAAUCAUUUGUUGUAAUACACUGUAAAUGCUUGAAUGAUAUUUUUGAUUAUAAAAAGACAUUUGAGUA
Monopterus albus (swamp eel) is the source of this 3152-nucleotide messenger RNA. RefSeq names its product ecto-NOX disulfide-thiol exchanger 2. Gene Ontology annotation, biological process: ultradian rhythm. NCBI's taxonomy places the organism in Eukaryota, Metazoa, Chordata, Actinopteri, Synbranchiformes, Synbranchidae. The record is from RefSeq and is a predicted model, not a curated record. Bases 325 to 2478 code for a protein of 717 amino acids. The transcript has 18 exons. Gene Ontology annotation, cellular component: plasma membrane; external side of plasma membrane. Gene Ontology annotation, molecular function: oxidoreductase activity; RNA binding.